This is a messenger RNA of Symphalangus syndactylus (siamang), 1882 nucleotides long. Its product is annotated as keratin, type II cuticular Hb1-like. Gene Ontology annotation, biological process: intermediate filament organization; keratinization. Gene Ontology annotation, cellular component: keratin filament. Gene Ontology annotation, molecular function: structural constituent of skin epidermis. NCBI's taxonomy places the organism in Eukaryota, Metazoa, Chordata, Mammalia, Primates, Hylobatidae. The record is from RefSeq and is a predicted model, not a curated record.
AUGUCCUGCCUCUCCUCCCGCCUCAGCGCCCCCUGCGGGGUCCGCGCCUUCAGCUGCAUCUCGGCCUGCGGGCCCCGGCCCGGCCGCUGCUGCAUCACCGCCGCCCCCUACCGCGGCGUCUCCUGCUACCGCGGCCUCACCGGGGGCUUCGGCAGCCACAGCGUAUGCGGGGGCUUCCGGGCUGGCUCCUGCGGACGCAGCUUCGGCUACCGCUCCGGCGGCGUGUGCGGACCCAGCCCCCCAUGCAUCACCACCGUGUCAGUCAACGAGAGCCUCCUCACGCCCCUCAACCUGGAGAUUGACCCCAACGCGCAGUGCGUGAAGCAGGAGGAGAAGGAGCAGAUCAAGUCCCUCAACAGCAGGUUCGCUGCCUUCAUUGACAAGGUGCGCUUCCUGGAGCAGCAGAACAAGCUGCUGGAGACAAAGCUGCAGUUCUUCCAGAACCGUGAGUGCUGUGAGAGCAAUCUGGAGCCCCUGUUUGAGGGCUACAUUACAACUCUGCGACGGGAGGCCGAGUGCGUGGAGGCCGACAGUGGGAGGCUGGCCUCAGAGCUCAACCACGUGCAGGAGGUGCUGGAGGGUUACAAGAAGAAGUAUGAAGAAGAGGUGGCACUAAGGGCCACUGCUGAGAAUGAGUUUGUGGCUUUGAAGAAGGAUGUGGACUGUGCCUACCUGCGCAAAUCAGACCUAGAGGCCAAUGUGGAGGCCCUGACCCAGGAGAUCAACUUCCUGAGGCGGUUGUAUGAGGAGGAGAUCCGCGUUCUCCAGUCGCACAUCUCAGACACCUCAGUGGUCGUCAAGAUGGACAACAGCCGGGACCUGAACAUGCACUGCAUCGUUGCUGAGAUCAAGGCUCAGUACGAUGACAUUGCCACCCGUAGCCGGGCUGAGGCCGAGUCCUGGUACCGCAGCAAGUGUGAGGAGAUGAAGGCCACGGUGAUCAGGCAUGGGGAGACCCUGCGCCGCACCAAGGAGGAGAUCAACGAGCUGAACCGCAUGAUCCAGAGGCUGACGGCCGAGGUGGAGAAUGCCAAGUGCCAGAACUCCAAGCUGGAGGCCGCGGUGGCCCAGUCUGAGCAGCAGGGUGAGGCGGCCCUCAGUGAUGCCCGCUGCAAGCUGGCCGAGCUGGAGGGCGCCCUGCAGAAGGCCAAGCAGGACAUGGCCUGCCUGAUCAGGGAGUACCAGGAGGUGAUGAACUCCAAGCUGGGCCUGGACAUUGAGAUUGCCACCUACAGGCGCCUGCUGGAGGGCGAGGAGCAGAGGUUGUGUGAGGGCGUUGGUGCUGUAAAUGUCUGUGUCAGCAGCUCCCGCGGCGGGGUCGUAUGCGGGGACCUGUGCGUGUCGGGCUCCCGGCCGGUGACGGGCAGCGUCUGCAGUGCCCCCUGCAGCGGGAACGUGGCGGUGAGCACCGGCCUGUGUGCGCCCUGCGGCCAGAGCUGCGGCAGCGGCCGCUCCUUGCGCUUCGCCUAAGCGCCCCACUUUGUACCGACGCCGCCUCACCAGCAGCAGCCCCAGCCCCCUGAGGCAGCCCGGAGCUCCCACGGUCCCCAGACGUGGGGAAGGAGGGCUUCGGGGCCCAACCUCCCUACCGGCCGCCACGCCGCGCCUUCCUGUCUCGCAUCCCCGCCCACUAGUCCCUUCACUGCUUCCGAGAGCACAGGGCUCCUAGCCCGGAGCUCUCCCAACCCCCGAGUCUAAAGGACUGUCCUCGCAGCCCUAGGCAAAGACCGAGUCCGGAGGCCUGGAUGCCUGUGGCUUCUGAAGGACAGAUGGGCCUGGAGCCCCUUGGUGUGGACUUGCUGUGCCUUCUAACCACUGCCUUCUAAUACACGUGCAGGAUAGGCCACCUCUCCUGCCUGGCUGCCUGGCUCCCUCCCUCUCC